AUGAGCUCAAACUCAACAAACAAUAUCAGUAAAGACAAGGUUGCUGAGCUCAUAUCAGCAAAUGAGAAGUACUCCCCAGCUACGUCCUGGCUCGAAGACCGUUACAGCAUCUUCAACAAAGGCGACAACAUACAAGGAUACAUUCAGCAGGAAGGCUUCCAGUUCUACUGGGGGGAUCCUAUCAUUACACAGGGCACUACUGGCGAUUUCGUAAAGCAGAUAAUCAACUUGGCUAAGGAGAACAACUGUACGCCUGUAUUCUGCGAGGUGUCGGAGGACCUCGAGGAGUUGUUGGCUGGUGAUGAUUUUGGAUACUCGUGCUUGUCGUGCACACACGAAGACGUCAUUGACCCAACUCAAGUAAAUCUUGACGUAAAGGAUGUUCAGCAGAAUGUCCGUCGGUCGCAACGAGCCGGCGUGACCGUAUACGAGCUGAGUGGUGAGCCAACAGAAGAGCAGCACAGGGCCAUAGAUCAGGGCGUCGACAAGUGGAAAGAGGGCAGGAAGGGUGAGCAGAUCGCCACUGCUUCGAUGGAUCCUUUCCUCGAUUCCACCCAUAGACGCUUCCUCGUUGCCCAAGUGGAAGGUAAAAUAGUCGGUAUUCUUAUCCUCACCCUCCUUAAAAACCACGGAUACCAGAUCAAAAAUUGCACUUCCUUCCCAGACGCCCCGAAAGGCACAUCAGAGAGACUGAUUGUGGAAUGCUUGGAGCUGCUUAAGAAGGAAGACAACCACUUUGUCAGUUUUGGGAUUAGUGCUAGCGAUCACAUGUCGCCAGUGAACAACCUCAAGGGCAUGCGCGUAACGUGGCUCAGCGGCACUUACAAGUCAAUUCUCAAAUCUACAGGAAUAUUUAAAAGAGCUGACUUUCGUAGCAAGUUCAACGUCAAGCAUGAUCCAUUGUAUAUUUGCUACCCUCAGCAUGAAUUCGGACUGGAUGGUGUACAUUCUAUCAUGAAAGCACUUAAAACCAAGUAA
This is a messenger RNA of Wallemia ichthyophaga EXF-994, 978 nucleotides long. RefSeq lists its product as uncharacterized. The record is from RefSeq and is a predicted model, not a curated record. NCBI's taxonomy places the organism in Eukaryota, Fungi, Basidiomycota, Wallemiomycetes, Wallemiales, Wallemiaceae. Gene Ontology annotation, molecular function: aminoacyltransferase activity. Gene Ontology annotation, biological process: phospholipid homeostasis. The coding region runs from base 1 to 978 and encodes 325 amino acids. The transcript has a single exon.